AUGUCUGCCGCAAUUUCCUAUGCGAACAUCGCUGCUGGAUCAUCAUCCGCUUCAACUCCUCCUCCACCAUCAACUGCCGACUUUAUGGCUGCUUCUGCUGAUUCCACCAAGGUUGAAGAAGCUAGCAAGGCUGACAAUAGCUCUUCAGAAUCGGAAUCUAUUGAUUCUGGGAAGGCUGCUGCCAACACUAGUGGGUCUACCACUGCCCCUAAUGCCGAAAAGGAAAAGAAGAAAUCUGCCAAGAAGGCUCAACUAAAUCUUGCACCUGCUCCAGUCCCAACCAUCAGUGCAUGGGGAUCUAAAUCAGCUACGGUAAUUGACCAAGAGACAUCUCCACUUGCUCAAAGUAUCCAAAAAUCAGAAGAAUCAACUUCUUCUAUCAAGAAACCAGUUGCCAAAAGCAGUGGUAAAGAAAAAUGGGUCCCAUACGAAGCCAGUGUUGUGAUAUCGUCAUCUACCAAUAAAUCAAAUAAAGCCCACAACAAAAGAUCUAAUAGAAAGAAACCAAGUGCCAACAGUAGUGUGGCUAAUGGUGACGGGAAAUCAACUAAGAAUGUUUCAAAAGCUGCUAAACGCAAGGUGAGCAGCGAAAAGAAAGAAGAUGCUGCCUCUACAAAGUCAGUUGAAAAAGAUUCCAAACAACAAGCUAGUGCUCUUCCUGAGUCUACUGGCACUGCCGCAAAAUCCGCUAAUGAAUCUGAGCAAGUGGAAGAGUCUGCUGAAGAAAACUCUUCAAAAGCUGAAGAAACUUCCGCCGAAAAUAAUUCUGAUUCUAAUGCAUCUAGUACACAAUCCUCUAACAAGCCAGAAACCAAGCACAAUGGCAAUGAAAAAAAUAGUCAUCGUGACCACCAUCAUCACCACCAUCACCACCACUAUAACAAUAACCAAUAUUAUGGUAGAAAUGCUCGUUAUGUCAGAGCUAAUUACACUCCAUACAGAGGAGGUAAGCAGCAUGGUAAUAAACAUUACUAUAACAACAAUUAUGCCAACGGUGAUUUCAAGCAUAGCAACGGUAACGGUGCCGCUCCUUCUAGUUCUGGUAGCAAUGGGGCAGCUAAUCCUGCUUCCACCAAUGGGUUUGUUCCAUUCAAACAGCAACAACACAUGCAAUUUGUCCCAACCUUUGUUCCUCAAGGAAAUUUCAAACAAAUGCCUCCUAAUCCAUACGUUCCUUACUAUUCAUACCCGGGUGAUUUUUACAACCCGGAGCUUAAUGGUAUGAUGCCUGGAAUGCCAGUGAAUCCAAAGAUGAAGAACUUCAAUCAACAACGGUACUUCAAUCAACCAUCCACAAAUGGUAAUGCAUUACCAAAUGGUGGCUCUUUUGCUGGUCAACAAUUACAAGCAGUUAUUAACCAACUCAGCUACUAUUUCUCCGUGGAAAACUUGGUCAAGGACAUUUAUCUUAGGAAACAAAUGAACUCUGAAGGUUACUUGCCAAUUUCUGUUGUUGCUAAUUUUUACCGUGUUCAAACUUUGAGUGGUGGCAAUUAUGAUUUGGUUGUUGAAGCUUUUGGCCAACUCGAGAAAGUUGAAGUCAUUGGUGAUAAAGUAAGAAUGAAGGAAGGUUAUCAACAAUGGAUUUUCCCUGAAAAUGAAAGAGACGAAAAUGGCAAGGAUGAAGAAGUAAGUGAUAGUGUUGUUGAACAGAAUGUCGAUGCUGUUGUCAAGGGUGUUGAGAAACUCGAGGUAUAA
This is a messenger RNA of Saccharomycopsis crataegensis, 1698 nucleotides long. Its product is annotated as Sro9 protein. The record is from RefSeq and is a predicted model, not a curated record. The coding region runs from base 1 to 1698 and encodes 565 amino acids. Gene Ontology annotation, cellular component: cytosol; cytoplasmic stress granule. Gene Ontology annotation, biological process: positive regulation of translation. NCBI's taxonomy places the organism in Eukaryota, Fungi, Ascomycota, Saccharomycetes, Ascoideales, Saccharomycopsidaceae. Gene Ontology annotation, molecular function: RNA binding. The transcript has a single exon.